UACGCGUGUCACGCAAUAUCUCAGAUUUCAGGCAUGUAAGCCGCAGCGUGUAAUUCUGCAGUUGCUGGUUUCAACAUGAAUUUCUAGUUAAUUAUUCAGGCACGGGAGUAUUCCUUGCGAAAGAUUAACGACGAGGCCGACUCGUCUUGCACAGUUAAACGGCGAACAGCUGAUCAACGAUCGAACGUGACCAAUUGACGAAUGAAACAAACAACAGAUCGAACAGAAUCCAAUAAGGUGACAAUAGUAGUGCUGAGUCAAAAGGAAGGCUACCAUGUGGCUCAUGCUGAUUCUAUGAGGAAAAGCAUCUACGAACAGGCUGAUGCUCUUGAGAAAGAAUUACCAUAUGUCGUAUUGUCCCAUGAACUUGAUAUCAAAAGUUCUUGGACAAUAAUUCCAUUGUUAGUUCCUUUGUCAAAUAAAUUUCCAGAUGUGGACUGGUUCUUCUUUUGUUUAGACAACACUGUGAUACGAUUAGAAAAGUUAUUAAACAUUCUUGGAAAAUUUAGUUUGUCUCAGGAUGUGUGGUUUGGACAUAUGCUUUACGAUCGUGAACCUACUAUUAUUCAUCAUUUUGCGCAGCACACUAAAAAAUUUAAGUAUCCACAUAUUGCAUCUGGAUUUGCCAUGAGUGCUACGCUGUUAAAAAGAUUGUCUAAACAAGUAUCUGAGAGUAAAGAACCAAAGACAGAUUUUUCUAUCGAUGUAUCAUAUGAAUUCGCCAACUUUGUCUUGAAUAGCACUGCUGUAAAGUUGCAUCAUGUAUCUAAACUAUGUAUUGUGUCUGCCUCGGACUGUGCCACAUAUCCCCGAUUUUUCCAUUCUUGUAGUUCUUCUGUAACUCCAGAAAAUAUUUAUUUCGCUGUUAAGACUUGUGCCAAAUAUCAUCUAGAGAGAAUCCCAGUGGUUAAAAACUCGUGGGCCAAAUACGAUUUGAACAUUGGAUAUUUCAGUGAUGCAGCCGACAAAAAUUUACGGGAGGCAUACAUUGUCCCGAACACUACUAAAGGACACUGCGCUAAAACUUAUGCUAUUUUGCAAGAAGCCAGCAAAAUGUUAAAAAAACGUAAUUUUGAUUGGCUUGCCAUUGUCGACGACGAUACUAUAUUCAGUGUGGCACGUUUAUUGAACUUACUCACGUGUUAUAAUCCCAAGCACUCGGUUGCGAUCGGCGAGCGUUACGGCUUUCGUAUGUGGGAUGGUCAUCAUGGUUAUCCAUACUUAACUGGUGGUGCGGGGGUCGUAUUAUCGGCUCCUUUAGUUCAUCUAAUGAUAGAACCGGGUGUAUGCACUUGUCCAUCUGCGACUACUCCCGAUGAUAUGUAUCUCUUUGGACUUUGUUUGCUGCGACUUGGAGUAGAAGUUGUACAUUCCUCAAUGUUCCAUCAGGCACAACCAGUAGAUUACUCUCACGCUUAUUUGGCAUCCCAAGAACCUAUAUCAUUCCACAAAUUCUGGUCGGUUGAUCCAGAAGCUGUGUACAAUGAUUGGUUUGCGGAAGCAGAUAGAGUUUUACCGAUUGCAGCCACAUCAAAACAUACAGAAUUAUAAAUACAUAUAAAAUAAAAACUUUUUAUAAAGAUUUGCAAUAAAAUUUUUUCUUAUUUUUUA
This is a messenger RNA of Solenopsis invicta (red fire ant), 1611 nucleotides long. Its product is annotated as beta-1,3-glucosyltransferase. Bases 202 to 1551 code for a protein of 449 amino acids. The transcript is spliced from 9 exons. Gene Ontology annotation, molecular function: glycosyltransferase activity. The record is from RefSeq and is a predicted model, not a curated record. NCBI's taxonomy places the organism in Eukaryota, Metazoa, Arthropoda, Insecta, Hymenoptera, Formicidae. Gene Ontology annotation, cellular component: membrane.